Sphaeramia orbicularis (orbiculate cardinalfish) is the source of this 6748-nucleotide messenger RNA. Its product is annotated as DDB1- and CUL4-associated factor 1-like. Gene Ontology annotation, biological process: protein ubiquitination. Gene Ontology annotation, molecular function: nuclear estrogen receptor binding; histone H2AT120 kinase activity. The coding region runs from base 645 to 5465 and encodes 1606 amino acids. Gene Ontology annotation, cellular component: nucleus; Cul4-RING E3 ubiquitin ligase complex. The transcript has 30 exons. The record is from RefSeq and is a predicted model, not a curated record. Lineage: Eukaryota; Metazoa; Chordata; Actinopteri; Kurtiformes; Apogonidae.
AGUUAAGUUAGUUAGCUAAGUUAUGCUAACUGGCACCUCUUUGCCGCGUUAGCUAAACUCACUCACAGAGCAGACAGUGUCCUCAGAGCAGCUGUCAGAGGACACCUGUUGGUGUGGAUUCACUCUCUAAGAAAGCAUUUUCAGUCAUAUUAUAGACUUAUAACCACGAGGCAACGCAUGACAAAUUGAUGUUUUCAGCUCAUUUAGUCUGAAAGUGCUUUACAAGGUACUCAGGCAAAAGCACAAAAAGCACUGGUAAAAACCGUAAAACGCAAUAAAAAAUCUUAUCGACAGACAGAAUUAAGACUUUUAAACAAACGUGAAAUGUAAAAGGAAGAUAAUUAACAGCGAUUGUAAACCGACCAUUUGCUUUUGCUUUGGGAUAAGUAAACACUGCCUCUAGUUUUAUCUCUUCAUCAUAUCUGAACAGCUUUGAAGCUACAGGCAGCUUCAUGUUUUUGGUGUUGUCGUCCAGAGCUGCCGGGAAGCCAGAACACACACACCUGAGAAGUUCAGACUAGGUCAGGAGAUCUCAUAAAUACCUCGAACCCCAAACUGUUUAGUAAUUUACAGACAAGACACAGAAUUUUGAAGUUGAUUCUCUGUGAAAGUUGAAGUCAGUGUAGUGACGGAGAGCUGGAGUUAUGAGGACUCGAAGUCAAACCCUAAAUGAGCGGCUUGUGGCAGCAAUGUCCUCCUCUGAAGAGGUAGCAUCAAAUGCCAUAUCGGCUGUCUUGUCAUCUGCUUUGUCGGCUGCUGUGUCAUCUGCCUUGGCCGUUGCAACAGCAAAUGAUGCCAGGACAGAGCUGACCACUCUGAUUGACCAGUGGGAAGAAGUACAGCAGGGCAGCACAGAGGAGCUGGUCUCCAUCCUCACUAAAAUGUCCAAGUUAAUUGAACGAGAGACAAGAGAGUAUCACAAAGCAGAUCCUGAUCCGUUUGAUGACCGUCAUCCAGGGCGGGCAGACCCAGACUGCAUGCUGGGACGGCUGCUAACAGCCAUCUAUGGGAAUGACGACCUAACCAAUGCGCUGUUGGACACAUACAUAAUGGCCAGUAGAGACAUGAUUCUCAACACCGCAGCCUGUCGUCUACUUCAGAACAUCAUUCCAGGCCUAGAGACCACAGUCAUCUUCCAAGAGAAGGAGGGUCUGAUUGAGAAAUUGUUUGGCUGGGCUCGUGAAGCAGAGAGACCGCUGUGCGUCUAUGCCACAGGCCUGCUGGCCAGAGCCAUGAGCAGCCAGGAAGUGGCAGCAAGUUACAGAGAGGACAAUGCUCAACUGGUACCAGUCAUGAUCCGGCGCCUUCGCGAACUGCAGUGUGAAGAAGCUCAAAGCAACUGCAGUCCCGCCAAAACCUCCAAUAAUCUACCUCAGGAUUCUCAGGUCGAUGGCACACAGACCUCAUCAGACCAGCAAGACAAGACAGAGAAAGAGACUGUUCCAGACGAGGAACAAAGAAAAGGAGGGUGUGAGGAGAGCAGCAGGACUACAUCAAAAUCCACAUCUAAGGACACAACUUCAAGCACAGCUCAGAAAAAUGCCACAUGUAGCAGCAGUGGUGGAUCUGGCUCAACUCGGCUUUUCCCGGACUUUAUUUACCAAGCGAGCCCUGACACUUUGUCCAGAGAGAUGGAGGGCAGGCAGGGUGGAAGAGGAGGAGGAGGGAGGAAACGUAUAUGUAAGGAAAAUGGAAGGAAGGCUAAGCAGAAGAUGAACUUCUCCUCCACACCUCAUGAUGAGGCAAAUGGGCAGGAUGACAGCGACCAGCCGGCAAACACUACCUCCUGGUCUGAGAUGAGCUCAAUGGUGAUUGGUUCUGAGUACAGUCUGUCACCACUGAGCCGAGCCAUGGAGCAGAGGCUCAUCCUGCAGUAUCUGACACCACUUGGCGAUUACCAGGAGUUGCUUGCCGUCUUCAUGCAGCUGGACACCCGAGCGUUACUGAUGAACUACAUUGACCUCAGACAGACCAAGAAUGUACAGCUCACCUUUGAUGCGCUGCUGUAUCUUGCCUCUCUGCUGCUCCAUAAGAAGUUUGUAUCUGAGUUCAUUGCUCAUGGAGGAGUACAGAAGCUUCUAGAGAUCCCCAGACCGUCUAUGGCAGCAACUGGAGUGUCUCUCUGCCUGUAUUAUCUGGCAUACAACCAGGACGCUAUGGAGAGGGUGUGCACUCUUCCAGAUGGUGUGCUGUCAGACAUGGUGUCCUACGCUCUUUGGCUGUUGGAGUCAUCCCACGCUUCAGGAGUUUGCCACGCCACCAUGUUUUUCUCCAUCUCCUUCUCUUUCAGGGCGGUGCUGCAGCUCUUUGACCACCAGGAUGGUCUGCGGAGGCUUGUCAACCUGAUCAGUACUUUGGAGAUCCUAAACACUGAGAUGAAUGCUGUUGUAAUGAGUGAUGACCAAAUCUUCUCCAGCCGACAGACAGCCAAACACACAUGCAUGGCCCUGCGCAGGUAUUUUGAGGCUCACUUGGCAGUGAAGGCUGAACAGGUCAAACAGUCUCUGCACACAUCAGAGGGAGGCACCAUCGUCCCCCAGCAGCCAUUUUACAAGGCAUAUACAUAUACCAGAGAACAGGUUGUAGAGACAAUUGAGUUUCUCAUCGAGGGUGGACCUCCUCAGCUUCACUGGGAACCAGUAGAAGUUUUCUACAAGUUGUCUUGUGUCCCUUUAAUACUGCAGCUCAUAUCUACAGCCUGUGAUUGGAGGAAUUACUAUGGCAGGAGUGAUACAGUGCGUUAUGCGUUGGAUAUUCUCGCUAUGCUGACAGUUGUUCCUAAAGUCCAACUGAUGCUCGCAGACACUGUAGACGUUCUAGAUGAAAACAGGUCGACUGUUUCCACUGUGGGUAUGAGCAUCAUUCUGGGUGUUGCAGAAGGAGAGGUGUUUGUGAAUGAUGCUGAGAUCCAGAAAUCUGCACUGCAGGUGAUACUAAACUGUGUGUGCGCUCCAGAUCAGAGCCUGAACAGUGUGGGUGCUUGUGCCAUCAGCCCACUCAGGCCGUCCCUCCACCCACAGCAGCCCUCUGCACCACACAACAGAGUUCUGGCUCACAUGUGGCAGGUGGUUCAGAACAACAAUGGAAUAAAGGUGUUGCUAUCUCUGCUGUCUGUCAAAAUGCCCAUAACGGAUGCAGAUAUGAUUCGUGCUCUGGCCUGCAAGGCUCUGGUCGGACUGUCUCGCAGCUCAGCAAUCAGACAAAUUAUCAGCAAACUGCCGCUCUUCACUAGUGGGCACAUUCAGCAGUUAAUGAAGGAGCCAGUGCUGCAGGACAAACGCUGUGAGCAUGUACGUUUCUGCCGCUAUGCUGCCGAGCUCACUGAACGAGUAUCUGGAAAGCCCCUCCUCAUGGGUACUGAUGUUUCACUGGCUCGCCUACAGAAGGCUAAUGUGGUCGCUCAGUCCCGGAUAAGCUUUUCUGAGAAGGAACUCCUCAUACUGAUCAGGAACCACCUCAUGGUCAAAGGACUCCAUGACACAGCAAACAUGCUUGUAAAAGAGGCUAAUUUGAACAUUGGACUCUGCCCCAGCUCUGCCUCCUCUGUAACCCCUACUUCAUCCUCAGUGAUUCCUAGGACUUCUCGGUUCACUGGUGGGGUCACACUUGGACCUGGGAGUCAUGUUGGAUCCUCUCCAGUGUCUUCAGUGUCCAUAGCUGCCUCCUCCACACCUUGUCCCUCCCGUUCUCCAAUAAUUCCUCACACUUCAUGCUCCUCUACCUCGAGCCCCCUCCCUCUACGCCCUCACUCUGUACCUCAUGGGCAGGGCUCUUCUCGGGUCGGUAGGAUCUUAUUCUCACGGGAACGACCAGUGAUCACUUGCAGCUCAGGGAAAAAACUUCGUGCAUUAAGACAAAAGUCUGACCAUGGCGCUUACAUACAGACUCCAGCUAUGAAGAAACAGCUUGAGCGCCACCUCCCUUCCCCUCCAACACUUGACAGCAUCAUCACCGAGUACCUGAGGGAACAACAUGCCCGCUGCCCUAAUCCUGUCACCACAUGCCCCCCCUUCUCUCUUUUCACCCCUCACCGCUGCCCUGAGCCCAAAAAGCGGCGACAGGCAUCACCCAACUUCACUGCCCGGCUAGGGAGCAGGAUGUUGUAUCCGAAGUACGGAGGUGUGGACAGAGGGUGUCUGGACAGACAUCUAAUAUUUAGCAGGUUUCGUCCAAUGUCAGUCUUUCACGAGGGUGACGGAGAUGAGAGCGGUUUCACCUGUUGUGCCUUCUCAGCCCGUGAGCGUUUCCUGAUGCUGGGAACCUGCUCGGGUCACCUCAAAUUCUACAAUGUCUUCUCCGGAGAGGAGGCAGCCAACUACACCUGCCACACAUCAGCCAUCACACACCUCGAACCCUCCAGAGAUGGGAAAUUACUGCUCACAUCUGCAUCCUGGAGUGUCCCACUGUCUGCUCUUUGGAGUUUGGAUGGAGUCUUUAGCCUGAAAAACUCGUUUGUAGAUGACCACUACGUUGAGUUCAGCAAACUCUCUCAGGACAGAGUCAUUGGUACUAAAGAUCAAGUGGCCCAUAUCUAUGACAUUCAGACAGGUCAGAAGACUCUGACCCUGAAUGAACCUGCACUGGCCAAUAAUUACAAGAGGAACUGCGCCACCUUUAACCCCACUGAUGACCUGGUUCUUAACGACGGGGUGCUGUGGGACAUCCGGAUGUCACAUGCCAUCCAUAAGUUUGACAAGUUCAACAUGAAUAUCAGUGGUGUUUUUCAUCCCAACAGCCUUGAGGUCAUCAUCAACACUGAGAUUUGGGACCUGAGGACUUUUCACCUCCUGCACACUGUUCCAGCCUUGGACCAGUGCAGAGUAGUCUUCAAUAGCAACGCCACCAUUAUGUAUGGAGCAAUGCUGCAGGAUGACGAUGCAGAUGAUGCUAUGGACCAGCAGAUGAAGAGUCCUUUUGGCUCGUCGUUCAGAACUUUCGAUGCUACAGAUUACAAACCCAUAGCCACUGUAGAUGUCAAAAGGAACAUCUUUGACCUGUGUACUGAUACCAAAGACUGCUACCUGGCUGUCAUUGAGAACCAGGAUGCAGUGAGCUUAGACACAGUGUGUCGGCUGUAUGAGGUGGGACGACAGAAACUAGCAGAAGAAGGAGAUGAUGAGGAUGAUGAAGAUCAAGACGCUGAUGAUGACUCCUCAGACUCCUCAGAUGAUGAUGAUGAUGACGAUGAUAUGGACACAGACCCGCUUCUUGAAGAAUUGGCAAAUAAUGAGAACCAAGAAAAUGGGGAUCGGCCAGAGUCUCCCACAGAUGAAGAAGUACAUAUUGCAGAUCUUCUUGGCAGUGAUGAUGAAAAUAAUGACGAUAAUGAUGACAAUAAUGACUCGGAAGGAUCUGACCGGAGUGACAAUUCAUCAGACUCUUCUGAUAUGGAAAACUAUUACCCAGAGCCAUCAGACGAUGAAGACACUGUGUUUAUUCGGUCUCUGGGCAGAUGGUUCUCCUGACCUGCAAGAAAACGGUCCUCUGAAGCCGUUGACAAUGUGAACCUCAACGUGGACCUUUUUUUUUAUCUCACUUGUCAUUUAAUCAGGCAAGUGGACUGUGACCACAGUGAUGACCAUCACUCUUCUAAAGGAUUAAUGUAGAAAAAAAAAAUAGCGAGUUGCCAUAAUCUCUUAAUAUUCUGAUGUUGAAUUAUAAAUGUUUUCCAAAGGUCAUGGGGCUCAGAUAAAUACAUGUAGCUGACCUGAGUUUGUUCCUGUAUUUCAAUAGGUGAAGGAAUUUGAAACGGUUUUGUAUAAAAAGUACUGAGAGUGUUACUUACCUCCUCUGAUGUAAACUGUGGUUCUGUCACCUGUAGCACAGUGACCCCAACCACAAGGGAAAUUAAUUAAAUUAUUCAAGUUGAAUCUAAAAUUGACAAAACGUGAAGCCAUAAAUUUAGCAUAAAUGUACAUAAGUAAAUUGUACAUCAGUAUUAUUGCUCAGUGUUUGGUGUUUAAAGCCAAUUUACUACCUUAUAAGUAAAAUUAGGAAAUAAUUAAGUGGGUGCUGAAGGUGCAUUUAAUUUAUUUCCACGCUGCAGUCUUUGAUACAUUUUGUUGUUGCUCUUUUUCCUAGAUGUUUGAUCAAAGCUAAAAGCCAAAUAUUGACAAAAAAGCAGUUAAAGCUGGAACUACAACAAUUCAUCCUCAUUUAUUGUACAUCUACGGGUGAUUUAUUUUACAACCAUUAAAAAAAACCCCAAGUUAUGUCUAAUUGUAUUUAAUUUAUUUGGACUGUUUCUGGAUUUACUUCAUUUCUGUGUGUCUUCAUUAAGUUUUAUUUAUGUCAUUGAGUUGUUUCAUUAUCAGCUGCUAUAAGGUCUUAUCACACACAAGAUGGGGAAAUGUUCUACAUGCUACAGGUGGUGUUUCUUUAUGGUUUUCUUUUUUAGAUGAUGUUUAACUCAUCACUGAACAGUCAACUUUUCACAUUUACGUGGCUGUCCUGUGAUUUAAAAAUGUUCUGGGAUGUUAAAACUAAUGGAGGUUUUCGAUACUUAAGAAAUAAAACAGUGGGUAUUAAUGGGUAAAAAAACAAAUGGAGAUAGUAUUGAACACUCCUGACUGUAUUGCGUCCCAUGGCAAUGAUACAAAACCAACUUUAUGCUGUUUCCUAAACACUGCAUCAAGUUCACAAAGCUGUGACAGCCUGAAUGUUUUAUUUUUUCUGUUUUUUUUAAUCUCCUGGAGGGUCACCGUUAAGUAUUGCUUUACAAGUUAAUUAAAUACAUUUUAAAAAUUAA